AUGUCGGCUUCAGGCCAGCCCAUCGCUUUGAUCGAUGCACGGUUGGUUGUUCAGGGAAUUGAGAAACGAACAAUGAAAAUCACUGCAUCAAACGAUCCUCAUCGGCUUUCCAGACGUCACUGGGCAGCAGGACGUACGGAGUACAAGGGUCCAUACCAAGUCGAUACACAUCCGGAUAUUUACGAUACCGGGUGCUCCCUACUGAGUACUGUGCAACAAAUGACAUUUUCUUCCCGGACAAACCAAAUUCAGAAUAAGAAUCCUAUCGGAAAUGCAAGCAACCGGCAAUCAACGUGCAUGGAUAUCUCGAGCAGAGGUUGGGCAAACUGCUUCCGACGAUACAUGCGUAAUGUAACCUCACCUCAAUCCAUACAUUUACAACGUGUACGGAGGACGAAGCAGGAUUGCGGGGAUACAUUGCGCAACGUCUGCCUCAACUUCAUCGCCCGCCGAGAUGAUGUCAUUCAAAGUACCAUAUUACGGAUUGUGCUGUGCAUACGGGGUACAGGACACCCAUCCACGUUCUCUGUAUCGUUACCUGAUGGUAAAACUCCCGCCAACAAAUCACCUCCCACGGAGCACAGCAGACAAAGAUUGUCGGUCAAUGCAGAUCUGUCUUCGGGUUGA
Molecule: messenger RNA, 627 nt
Organism: Coccidioides immitis RS
Lineage: Eukaryota; Fungi; Ascomycota; Eurotiomycetes; Onygenales; Onygenaceae
Exons: 3
Coding region: 1-627 (208 amino acids)
Source: RefSeq, a predicted model, not a curated record